AUGCUCAACUGUUGGAAUGUUCCUGUUCUCGAUUCCGGCAAGAAACCACCGGAGUUUGCCGUUGGCGAACCUCCCCCCUCCCCUUUUCCACCCGAUCCGCCUGACCCCUCUUCCCUUCUCUCCCCUGUAAACUUUCCUCCCUUAUCUUCUCAGCCAUCAACUGCUCCUAAGCGUUCUCAACGUAAAGGUCCUGUCUCCUCUCCUGCCUCAGCUGUAAAUCCUACUCUGAGUGCUUCAACUACCAUGAAAGAGUCUGGUUCUGUCUCUUUCAAUGGAUCUGUAGACCCUCUAAUGUCUGCAAAAACUGGUUUUCCCCAAAGAUCUGAAACCUUACCUGAAACCCUAACUGAAACAGUAAAACCCUCCCCUGUUCAUGUACCCUCUACUGCCUCCCUUAUUCAUACUGAUAUCCAAACUAGCCCAAAUACUGAUCCACCAUUCACUACUCUACCACCAAAACACACCUCCCCUAUCUCCACAAAUCAAGCCUCCUCCUCCUCUCCUGCAAUUCUCCAAACUCCUUCCCUUCCCCCCUCUAGGCCCUUUCAGGUACCUCAGCGUAGUGCUGCUCCUUCCCUGGUAGAGAAACUUAGAGCUGCAGAAGAUAAGUCACUUAAGAGGCUUGCACCUGUCUCUUUUUCUCCAACAGGUCGACCUCGGGUGAUUAUCCCUGAUUCUGUAUUUGAAAAAGGAGCUGAACUCCACAAAGAUUUUAUCAUUUGUUAUUAUAAUGGUAAAGCUCCACCUUUUAACCAAAUACAGAGUGUCUUCAACCACCUGUGGGGCAAAGGAAAAAGGCUUGAGAUUCACAAUAACCCACUCAACCGAACUACCAUAGUCAGGAUCCAAAGCGAGUACCUGAGGCAAAAGAUUCUUGAGAAAUGUGUUUGGUAUGUGGGUGACACCAUGUUUCAUACUGCUCAAUGGUCAUCAGUUCAAUCUCUCACUGCUCCUCCAAUUAAAGCCAUAAGGAUAUGGGCGCACCUAACAGGCGUACCCCUCGAUCUCAGGCAUCUAGAAGGUCUGAGUUGGGUCGCUGGACUUGUUUGUGAUCCAAAAGAAACCGAUGACUUCACCAAAAACAUGGUCAGCUUAACACUCUCCCAUGUGAAGGUGGAAGUUGAUCUAACUCAACCCCUGCCAUCUGUAGUGAAAUUCCAACGGCAAAGUGGCGAGGUAGUGGAAGUUGCAGUGAAUUAUCCCUGA
Brassica napus (rape) is the source of this 1206-nucleotide messenger RNA. RefSeq names its product vegetative cell wall protein gp1-like. Bases 1 to 1206 code for a protein of 401 amino acids. Lineage: Eukaryota; Viridiplantae; Streptophyta; Magnoliopsida; Brassicales; Brassicaceae. The transcript has a single exon. The record is from RefSeq and is a predicted model, not a curated record.